AGAAAAUUUAAGUGCACUUUGUAAAUAAUAAUUUUGUGUAAAUAAAAUAAAUAACAUAAAAAGCCAAAUAUUGCUGCAACGUCAAUCCAAACAAAGUCGAGCUUAAAUUGUUGUUGUUUUUUUAUGUGUUGUGCGCCCAAAUGAAAUUUUGUUUUUUAAAUAUGGCAGCUGUUGACGAAAAACUCAACUGCUUUUAAUAUGAAUAAAUGUUUAUUACUUUAAUAAAUAAAAGAAAAGCAAUUAUUGCUUUAAGCCUCUAUAGUUAAAUUGAUUUAAAAUAUUGAAAAAAUUGAAAAGAUCUGCUGUUUCUUCUUCUUCUGCUUCUGCUUUUCCGGCCAAACAACAACGAAACUAAACAAACAACAAAACAGUGAAUAUUUGCACAACAGUGAGAGAGCGCAAAAAAAAAACGACACACACUGUGAGAGAGAAAAAGAGAGAGAGGUAGUGGUGGAGAUAUAGAGCGAAGUUCAAAACAACUGUCAAAAUUGCGUUUACUUUAAUAUUAAUGAAAGAAUUUGAAUUAAAGCCAAAAUGAACUCUGCGAAAGAAGCAAAGAGUGUCGCCAAAGCUCAGAAGAAAACACAAAAAGCCAAUAAGAAACAGCUCCAACAAGCUGAAAAAAAUGGUAAAAAUGCAAAAAGUUCAGUUGCGAAUGGAUCGAAGGACAUUAAUUAUGGAGUCAAUAAGUUGACAGGGAAAACAAAUAAAAUUCCAACAACACAAAUUGCCAUUAAUAACAACAAUAACAACAAUACACAAAGCAACAAUAAUAACAUUGCACAAAGACUUAAAGAUCAUUACGAGGCUGAGAAAAAAGCAGCGUCUGCCGUUAACGGAACGACUUCAUCAUUACCACCACGUGCCAUUAUUUCAGACUAUGAUAAUGCUCCAAAAUUUGAGCGCUCAAAUAGUUUCUCACUACGAAACAAAUUAUCGAAACUAAUCAACUCCAUUACGAGUAGCAAAGAAAACCUAACCAAAACUGACGAUGAUGGCUUGGGACCGACCAAAUUCACCCGUAGUCGUUCUAUGAUAUUGCUAAGAAGAACAAAUCGACGUAGUUUGAUUGAGCCACAAUUAGAACAAUUAUCAGAGGAAGCUGAAAAAUCAAGUGAUCCAACUUCGCCUGCCUCGCCACGUAAAAAUUCCUUAGAACCAACUGAACACAUACUGAACAUAACGGACACUUCGGCUAACGCACAAGUAACGGAUAAAACGCCACAACGUGACGACAACAGACCCUUACAUGCUUCAACACCAUAUGAAGAAGUUGAGUUGAGACGAAAACCUUCACUCGUAAGCCUAACACCAAGUGAAGGGUACAAUCCUCAACUUAACUUUCAAAAGAGGCGUUCCAAUACAUUAAUUAGUUCAUUUAAGUCAACUUUUGCUGGUCUAACAAGCGAAAAAAAGAAACCAGAAAAAUGUAAUCCCAGAUGGAGUGCGUCAUUACAAUCAUUGCAAGCUAUCGACAAUAUGGUCAGUUAUGAGAAUAUGUCCUUUAUUGACUAUGACAAAUUUAACGGCUAUGAAAAGCAAUUGGAAAAGCGGCUUUCCACGAUUAGUCUGAUGGGUAACGAUGCAGACAUUAGUCAGCAGAGUAGUAAUGCUGUAGCUGCGACACCAUUAUUACCACUACCCACUUCACCAUCAUAUACAAAUCUAAAUAUUAGUAUACCAACUCCGCAGACUGUUGUGCGACGACGUAAAACUAGUGCAACGCAAAAAUUGUCUCGGCACAAUAGUGAUUGUCGUAACUCAAAUUUCGAUACCGCAAAUUAUGAACAUAAUUUAGAUAAACUUCGUAAAGUUUAUCGUUUUAGUUUAGAUUCGCGUAAACUUGAACUUUUAAAUGAUAUGUCGCGAAAAUCAUUUAUAUUUGAUGAAUCCUCAAAACAUAUCGUGGAUGUACUUAAUCUGGAAGUUGGAUCAUUGGACAAAAGUAAACAUAUACGUAAAACUAAACAAGUUGGCGCAGAUGCUGUGGAUAGUAAUGGAGUAAUAAAGUUAAAAUCAAAAAGUCUCACGCAUUUAGAUGGCCUCGAAUCCAUGAUUGCAUGCCAUCAAGGUACCGAAGCUGGAAAAUCAAACGUUUCAAGUUCGGAGUACUUCUCGGUUAGCUUUUAUAAUGAUCAAGGCUGCCAAGAUGAAGAGUUCAUACCAGCUACCAAAGGAGUAACAUUAUCUGCCGCUUUAACUCAAACUUUAAGGCGAAGGAACCUGAGUUUUUCACAAAUAGCCAUCACAGACAAUACUCAGAGUAGUAAUUUUCUAGAAGCUGAAAAACCGAUAUUCUAUGCGGGUUCGUCACCCUUUUUAAGUUCUUUAGAUGAAAAUACAGAGGUUGAGAAUUUAGCUGGUCGACAUUUAAUAAUAACUGAACGCGAUGGCAGUCGUAAAAUGUUACAAAAGGCGGCAUCUUUUGGUGCACGUACUCGACCACCUCGCUUACUUUCCUCCGCUUCUACAGAAGAAACCACCGAUAAUUCACAACCUGGCAAACAAAUUAAGCAGCGCUGGUCUGGCUUGUUUGGCAGUAAAAAUCAACAGCAAAGUCAACUAUGUGAGUUACUAAAUAAUUACGCGAAAAAUGGGGUACCACAGAAAUCUGCAGCUUUGAAUUUUGAUCACGCGCAUUUCGAUGAAGCACUUGAAUAUUUGGAUAACAUGCAUAAGUCAUGGCGAGAUUUUGUGGACAGCGAGGCAAUGAGUGAAAUCGAGACGAGAAUACAGACUGCAAUUUGGGAAUUGGUGACAACAGAAGUAUAUUACAUACACGCGCUGCAAACUGUGACCGAUCUAUUUUUAGCUUGCCUAGAAGCCGUUCAAGAAGAACGUUUGCUGACUGAUGUUGAUCAGAACCGUUUGUUUUCUAAUGUACGCGAUAUAUGUGAGGCUAACUUAAAAUUCUGGACGAUGUACCUAUAUCCAAUGGUAGCACACAGUGUCACUACACGGAGUCCUUUAAGUAUAGCGUUUUUUCAUCAAGGUUUUGUGACCUUUGCAUCUAUCUUUGCACCUUAUAAAAAGUACUGUGCUGAGCAGAGUACUUGUCAGUUUUACUGUAAGGAGCUCAAUCACACUAAUGCACUAUUUACCUCUUAUUUGGCUUGGUGUGAAUCGCAGAAGAUGUGUAACCGAUUGAGACUGGCCGAUAUUUUAGUUCGUCCAAUGCAACGUUUAACGAAGUAUAGUUUACUUCUUACGGCAAUAAAAAAAAAUAUGUCGGACGUUAAUGAAAUUGAAGCCUUAGAUACAAUGAUACACACUGUGGAAAAUUUCGUUUUUAGUGUGAAUAAUCACUUAACCACUCGCCAGGAAAGUGAACGGCUGAAAGGUGUUAUGGCAAGAAUUGAGUCCUAUGAUGUGGUGGACACUAACAACGAACAAUUGGAGAAGAUGAUUAAACAAUAUAGUCAAAUGUUUGAUUUAUGCGCUCCAAUGAAAGGAUGCCCUGCCCACCAAGUUCGUCACCUUUUUAUGGAAGGUGAUCACAAGUUCAAAGACAAUCUCGGCAAAGCCGAUGUGCAUUGUUUUUUAUUGACCGACAUGUUACUUGUUUGUAAAACUAUAGCGAAAAAAGGGCUUGGUACUUUAAAAAUGAUAAGACAACCGUACUUAACCGAUCGUCUAGUCGUUCAGCAUAGCAACAACAUUCUUAAUUGUGUCUAUCUGAAUGAAUUUCAGGUGGCAGUUACAGCUUUUACACUGCAAUGUUCCGAGGCAAAGAAUUGGCACGAUUCUAUAUAUCGAGCCAAAACGAUUUACACAAGACUGAAACAAGGUGCAAAUAAUUGGGACAGCUUUCGUUUUGGCGGCAGUGGUGCAAGUGGUGGUACCGCUGAUUCAUUGGGAGUUAAAAAAUCUCCUAUCAAUUCUUCUAUAUGUAGUCAUGUCUCAAGUGCAAAUAAUAGUCACAGUGGUUCGGUGGAGUGGAAUGAUUCAAGAAAUAUUUCAGUGGAUUUUGAGAAAACAAAUUCACUAUCAAGUGAUGAAGGCUCAAGCUUAUUAGGUCUACAUGGUUUUCCCUUGAAAGGGAAAAAUGUGCUUGCUAGCCCACAUAAACUGAAAACGCCCACUUCAUCUGCAAAUACGCUUUCGGUACAACCGAUCAAUAGUUUAGGCCAAAGUCUACCAAAUUUAAAUUUACAUCACAGUCAAAUUAAUGUUAAACGUUCUUAUAGUAACAACACACUUCUUGUACCUGGCACAACUACGAGUCAUUCCGGUAUUUUGUUAUUAUCGCCCAGCCAUCGAGGUAUAUCAUACCCACCACCUAGUCCCACAAGUAGAGUACCACUGCGUCGUGGUAUGGCUUUCUCCACCUCAACCAAAAAUCCACCACUAGUCAAAACACGUAACAUCACCUCACAAAACAGCAUAAAUUGGCAUCAAAUACCUGCCACGCCCACUCCACUAAGUCCACAAUAUCAAACAGCGACGAAUAAUACAAAAGUCACCAAUUCAUUUGGGGGUCUAUCACCAACGACCAUACAGUCAACACAUAUACCAGCAUUAAGCAAUGAGAGUAUCAUUUUAGAGAGUCCCGAACAUCAACUCCAACAGCAGCAAACAACUCCACCUAAGCAGCUGUCAAACUCCAGUUUGACAGAGAACAGUUCCCAGCUGGUACAGACUAGCAACGAAACUGAUGUUUGAUAUGGAACUGCACUUAAAACAAUGGGCAACAAAGCCACCAGAAUAACGAACGUGAUUGUUUACUACUUUAGUAAAGUAAAAUAAAUAAGAUGAAGGUAUAUUUUCUAUAUUUCUAUAUAUGAAAAAUGUAUACCAUACAAUAAAAAAAACAAUACCAAAUUUACACACAUUGUCAAUUUUCACAUAAAUUUUGUAUGUGAAGUUUUUUUAUCAAAGUUGAUAAAAUAUUUUAUCAGAUCAGUAUUUUAGUGAAUAUGUAAUUUGCAGUUA
Messenger RNA from Teleopsis dalmanni, 4932 nucleotides. RefSeq lists its product as uncharacterized. Gene Ontology annotation, molecular function: guanyl-nucleotide exchange factor activity. The record is from RefSeq and is a predicted model, not a curated record. Gene Ontology annotation, cellular component: plasma membrane; endocytic vesicle; axon. The transcript is spliced from 13 exons. NCBI's taxonomy places the organism in Eukaryota, Metazoa, Arthropoda, Insecta, Diptera, Diopsidae. Gene Ontology annotation, biological process: Rho protein signal transduction; endothelial cell migration. Bases 535 to 4662 code for a protein of 1375 amino acids.